Messenger RNA from Umbelopsis ramanniana AG, 880 nucleotides. RefSeq lists its product as uncharacterized. The transcript has a single exon. Gene Ontology annotation, molecular function: hydrolase activity, hydrolyzing O-glycosyl compounds. Lineage: Eukaryota; Fungi; Mucoromycota; Umbelopsidomycetes; Umbelopsidales; Umbelopsidaceae. The record is from RefSeq and is a predicted model, not a curated record. Gene Ontology annotation, biological process: carbohydrate metabolic process. Bases 192 to 809 code for a protein of 205 amino acids.
UUCCAGUAAUCAGGUUCUUGAGACACACCAAUGAUAUGGCACCUGGCCGAACUUCCAACGAUCGCAUUUUCAGGUUUUGGUGGUGACCCCUGAUUCGUUUUGAUUAUCUUCGGUCAGGUCAUGGUGUUACUGCUAUAAAUUGGAGACAGUUCUGCCAUACUUGUCUCUACAUUCACUCCACUUUCACAAUCAUGACACGUAUCCUGGUAGCGACAUCCAUCAUCUUUACUGCUCUUUCCACUUUGGUUCGUGCAGACAUUCCCACAGGCUCUAAUGGGUUCACCUUUGUCUGGGGUGAUGACUUUAACGGCGGACCAAAUACUGCAGUUGAUAGUAACAAUUGGCAAUUCGAUCUUGGAACCGGGUAUCCAGGUGGAGCUGCAAACUGGGGAACAGGAGAGUUUGAAACUACCACAAACGAUAUAGAAAAUUGCUAUCAAGACGGGAAUGGAAACCUUCGUAUUGUACCUCUUAGAGACAGCUCCGGAGGUUGGACAUCCGCAAGAAUCGAAUCAGUGCGAGAUGACUUUAAAGCACCUUUAGGUGGUGUAAUGGCAAUUGAGGCCAAGAUUCAGUUACCCAAUGUAGCUGGAGAUGCUGCCGCUGGAUAUUUUCCGGCAUUUUGGAUGCUUGGUACGCCGUUCAGGAACAACUACAAAAACUGGCCAGAAGUCGGUGAAUUUGACAUUAUGGAAAAUGUCAAUGGAAUCAAUAAGGUGUUUGGAACUCUUCACUGCGGAAAUAGCCCAGGUAAGCUACUUUUCAAUCGAACUUUUGGAAAUGAACAGCUCCACAAAGCUAAUUCAUAACUGAAUGUAGGAGGCAGUUGUAACGAGUCUAAUGGUCUGGGAGGAAGUUUGGGAGGAGCUUAUCCACCGCU